AUGUCUCAUCAUCGCUACAUGUCAUGGCCUGACGCGCGUAUACUGACUAUGGCGCCCACAUACCCUCCAGUCGGCGCUGGCCCCGACUGCCCUUCUCCAGCUGCUUCCCGUCGACCAUCAGAAUGCUUUUCUGAAGUGAGCAUGGGGAGCAGCCGAAGGGGUAGCUUGGGUGGCUUCGUGUCAGAACUGGAGAGUACAGGGCAAUGGCAAUCAAUAGGCAGCGAAUCAAAAAGCCCACUAGCACAGUUUGGUUUUUUCAAGAGCUUAACCGAAAAGAAAACAGCAAGAGAUGGCACAGCGCCGAAGAGACGUGGUCCUAAACCUGACAGCAAGCCAGCCUUGACGCGGCGGCAAGAGUUGAAUCGACAAGCACAAAGAACGCAUCGAGAGCGAAAAGAAUUGUAUAUCAAGGCUCUUGAACAGGAAGUACUUCGUCUCAAGGAUACUUUCGCCGCAACGGCAAGGGAACGCGAUGCUUUCGCCGAGGAGAAUCGAAAAUUAAGGGAGCUACUAAUAUCUCAUGGCAUCUCGCUUGAUUUACUCGCCCCGACGAACGGCAUGGGGCCUGUUGGUAGCUCGAACUAUGGGAGCUCAACUGGUAGCGUAUCUGGUUAUGGACCUGGCUCAGCAUCCACUGGUUACACUUCGCCGCCGAGCGUUCAGCAUCAUGGUUCAAUAUCACAGGAUAGCAUGGGUCAACAGCCUCUGACCAUGCAACAGCAAGUCCACCAAAGGGAUCCGCAUCAGCCAAACGGAUUGGACUAUGAUCAACUUGGGAUAGACUUCGUUUUAACCCUCGAACGGCCCUGUAUGGACCACAUGCAGUUUCUGAUGGUACGCGCCCACGACACCGACGAAACAAUCAGCGGGCAUGCGCUCAUGGCAACGGCGCCACCUGAUGCGCAUAUCGCGAAUUGUCCUGAGGAGAAAUACCCGCAUCAGAUGCCGGACGUCACAAUGCCCGAUCUCCUGAAGUUGCUCGAUCUCAGCAAUCGUCUGCCCCUUGAUGGGGAGAUUACGCCAAUUAUGGCUUGGGCUAAGAUACUCCAGGACGAAAGAUUUGCUGAGUUGUCCAAGGAGGAUGUUGGGUUCAUCAAGGACAAUCUGCUCGCUAAAGUGCGAUGUUACGGCUUUGGCGCUGUCCUGGAGGAAUUUGAAGUCAGAGAUGCGCUGAUGACCAUUUAUGCUGGAAAGUACUCAAAUGGGAACCAGACGCCUGUUAUGUGA
Plenodomus lingam JN3 is the source of this 1227-nucleotide messenger RNA. Lineage: Eukaryota; Fungi; Ascomycota; Dothideomycetes; Pleosporales; Leptosphaeriaceae. The record is from RefSeq and is a predicted model, not a curated record.